AUGACCCGCACCGCCCGCUCUGCGUACCCUUCCGCGCUCAACAAGGACCGCUCCGAGUCCAAGAACGGCCUCGACAAGCGCAUCCCCAAGAACGGCGCCGGCCCCCACAACUGGGGCUCCCUGGAGGACGAGCUCGAGCUCGAGAGCGCCGCGUACGACGACGAGGAAGUCGAGCUCGACGACUCCUCAGCCGGCGUCUCCGUCAACAAGCACGCCGAGUCCGCCGUGCCGCGCCCCGCGACCGAGCGCAGCCUCAGCGCGGAGGAGUUCCAGCAGGGCAUCGAGAUCCGCAAGCGGGCGCUCAAGUCGUCCGACGUCGACCUCGGGUCGAUCGCGCGCACCGCGCCCGUCGUCUCCACGUCGCCGAAGCAGCCCGUGGCGAUUGUCUCGGACGCCGAUACCACCAAGUCCGCCUAA
This is a messenger RNA of Epithele typhae, 417 nucleotides long. RefSeq lists its product as uncharacterized. The transcript has 3 exons. NCBI's taxonomy places the organism in Eukaryota, Fungi, Basidiomycota, Agaricomycetes, Polyporales, Epitheliaceae. The record is from RefSeq and is a predicted model, not a curated record. Bases 1 to 417 code for a protein of 138 amino acids.